Messenger RNA from Paramuricea clavata, 696 nucleotides. The record is from the annotation of a GenBank genome assembly. NCBI's taxonomy places the organism in Eukaryota, Metazoa, Cnidaria, Anthozoa, Malacalcyonacea, Plexauridae.
AUGAAGGAUGAAGAUGCGUCGAGGAUUGUGAAUGAACAGGAGGAUCUCUCACCAGGUCCUAGACGCUUAGGAAGAGAGAAAAAUCCACCAAUGUACCACCACGACGAGUACGCUGGAAUCACCACAGUGAAGCAUACAGUAACAUUGAAGGAGUUCUCGAUAUGCAUGAUCCGUGGAAACCAGCUGCAGUCUGCAGAUGCCGAGUACGGAAUACCAAUCUCUGACUUCAACAAACUUCCAAGUCUCAUUCUCCAUGCCAGCUGGACGUAAAGCUGUCAGUUAUAAGUGGGUCUUUAAAGGGUCAAACACGAUGAAACAGGAAAGAUAUAGAAAGAUUCAAAGGUCUUAUGGCUGAGAUACGGAAUUGACAAUGAUUAAACUUCCCAUUGGUUUGAUGUUUCUCAUGUUGACGAUUGUUGCUGUUCAUGUUGAUGACCUUAUACUUCUAACCAAAACUGAAGAAGACAUGAUAAGUGUCAAGACUAGCCUGGGAAAACCAUUUCAAAAUGAAGAAGAUCGGUAAACUAGGAGUUAAUAUUACUCUGAAGGACGGUGCAACGGGUGCAUUACAAAUCAGUCAAGAGCAGUAUAUCGACAAGAUUUAGCGGAAGUACAAAUUACAAGACUGUGAAACCGUGUCAAAUUAGUGAGAAACGAUUUAACGAUGGUUACAGCAAACCAGUGGAUGCCGUAUAG